UCUAUGUCUUUUCUCGAUCUGUGUUCCGCUGUUUAUGCUUGUAUUUUUCCGCUGACGACGUCGGGUAAUGUUAAAAACUGAGGUUUGUGAAAGGACGGCGGCCAAUCGGGGAUUGCAUUUACGAGCGAUCUGAUCGACAUUAAAGAAAAAUAUCAGUUUUUUUAGCCUUUCACAUCCUAUGAAAAUGCUGUUCAAAAAAGUGACUCACGUUAUGUUUGAUAUGGAUGGACUUCUAAUUGAGUCCGAGUCUGUGUAUGAUAAAAUUAUGAAUGACAUAGCAGCAGUAUAUGGUAAAGAAUAUACCACAGACAUUAGAGUGAAAGUUUUGGGAACCCCAGAAAAGGACACAGCCAGAAUAGCUGUCACAGAAAUGGGACUGCCCAUUUCACCUGAAGAAUUCCUAAUAGUUUACAGAGAAAAAGUAUACAAGGAGUUGCAAAACCCAGUUCUAAUGCCGGGAGCUAAGGAACUGGUCAAACACUUUUAUAAGAACGAGAUACCAAUAGCAGUGGCGACAUCUUCUUCGCAGGAUUGUAUGGAGCUUAAGACAAAGAACCAUCAGGAUAUCUUUAAGUUGUUUCACCAUAUCGUUUGUGGAAGUACCGAUCCUGAGGUCAAGCAUGGAAAACCUGCCCCUGAUAUAUUUUUGGUGUGUGCCUCGAGGUUCCCCGAUAAACCCCAUCCUUCUCAGGUAUAA
Molecule: messenger RNA, 697 nt
Organism: Anoplophora glabripennis (Asian longhorned beetle)
Lineage: Eukaryota; Metazoa; Arthropoda; Insecta; Coleoptera; Cerambycidae
Product: probable pseudouridine-5'-phosphatase
Exons: 2
Coding region: 179-697 (172 amino acids)
Molecular function (GO): phosphatase activity
Source: RefSeq, a predicted model, not a curated record